This is a messenger RNA of Pteropus alecto (black flying fox), 10400 nucleotides long. It is a transcript of the gene FRY, whose product is annotated as FRY microtubule binding protein. NCBI's taxonomy places the organism in Eukaryota, Metazoa, Chordata, Mammalia, Chiroptera, Pteropodidae. The coding region runs from base 82 to 9237 and encodes 3051 amino acids. The record is from RefSeq and is a predicted model, not a curated record. Gene Ontology annotation, cellular component: site of polarized growth; cell cortex. The transcript has 61 exons. Gene Ontology annotation, biological process: neuron projection development; cell morphogenesis.
GCCCUGGCCGGAGGUGGCCCUGGCCACCGCUGGCUUUGGCUCUGCAGAUUCUCGUUAAGAUUUUCUAAUGCAUCUCCUACGAUGGCAGUUGACGACAGCAAUUUAUAUUCCAGGACGAAGAACAAGCUACAUGCGGCUCAAAAUGAUUAUAAGUCAUCAAGACGGAGUAGUCUGCCACCUGAACUACUCCUAGGACAUGACACUAGAGGAAGACUUCAAAGAAACAUUAAAAACUUGGAGCCCGUUCACCUAAGGCGCCCGAAAAAGAGACCAUCCAUAUUUCCAGCUUCUCCAGUUGGCAACGGUUAUAUCAAGCCUCCAGUUCCACCCGUGCCGGGCACCCAAAGGGAGAAAGGGCCACCGACCAUGUUACCCAUCAACGUGGACCCAGACAGCAAACCGGGAGAGUAUGUCCUCAAGAGUUUAUUUGUCAACUUCACCACCCAGGCCGAGCGCAAGAUUCGCAUCAUUAUGGCAGAGCCGCUGGAGAAACCAUUGACGAAAUCCCUACAACGUGGAGAAGACCCCCAAUUUGACCAAGUCAUCAGCUCGAUGAGCUCCCUCUCCGAGUACUGCCUGCCUUCCAUUCUGCGCACGUUGUUUGACUGGUAUAAAAGGCAAAAUGGCAUCGAGGACGAAUCACAUGAAUACAGACCGAGAACGAGCAAUAAAUCAAAAAGUGAUGAACAGCAGCGGGAUUAUUUAAUGGAAAGACGGGACCUCGCCAUUGAUUUUAUUUUUUCUUUAGUAUUAAUAGAAGUGUUGAAACAGAUACCACUUCAUCCUGUAAUAGACAGUUUAAUACACGAUGUUAUUAACUUGGCUUUCAAGCACUUUAAAUACAAAGAAGGGUACCUCGGCCCCAACACCGGCCACAUGCACACUGUGGCAGACCUGUAUGCAGAAGUCAUCGGAGUGCUGGCACAAGCCAAAUUCCCUGCUGUGAAGAAGAAAUUUAUGGCAGAGCUCAAAGAAUUACGGCACAAGGAGCAGAGCCCGUAUGUCGUUCAGAGCAUCAUCAGCUUGAUAAUGGGGAUGAAGUUCUUUCGAAUUAAGAUGUACCCGGUGGAGGACUUCGAGGCCUCUCUUCAGUUCAUGCAGGAAUGUGCACACUACUUCCUCGAGGUCAAGGACAAAGACAUCAAGCAUGCUUUGGCCGGGCUUUUCGUUGAAAUUCUUGUCCCAGUAGCUGCCGCGGUGAAAAACGAAGUCAAUGUCCCCUGCCUUAGAAACUUUGUUGAAAGUCUCUAUGACACCACGCUGGAACUCUCUUCUCGGAAGAAGCAUUCCUUGGCCUUGUACCCUCUGGUGACCUGUCUACUCUGUGUCAGUCAGAAGCAGCUGUUUCUAAGCAGGUGGCACAUUUUCCUCAACAACUGCUUAUCCAACCUGAAGAAUAAAGACCCCAAGAUGGCCCGAGUUGCCCUGGAAUCUCUGUACAGGUUACUUUGGGUUUACAUGAUUCGAAUUAAAUGCGAAAGCAACACAGCUACUCAGAGCCGGCUCAUCACCAUCAUCGCCACUCUUUUCCCCAAAGGGUCCCGCGGCGUGGUGCCCCGGGAUAUGCCUCUCAACAUCUUCGUGAAAAUCAUUCAGUUCAUCGCCCAGGAGCGAUUAGAUUUUGCAAUGAAAGAAAUCAUUUUUGAUUUUCUUUGCGUGGGAAAGCCAGCCAAAGCUUUCAGUCUCAACCCAGAGAGGAUGAACAUCGGCUUGCGGGCGUUCUUGGUCAUCGCGGAUAGCUUGCAGCAGAAAGAUGGCGAGCCCCCCAUGCCCGUUACAGGCGCCGUUCUCCCUUCCGGAAACACACUGAGAGUGAAGAAAACAUACUUGAGUAAAACACUCACAGAAGAGGAAGCCAAAAUGAUAGGCAUGUCAUUAUAUUACUCUCAAGUACGAAAAGCUGUGGACAACAUCUUACGGCAUCUUGACAAAGAAGUGGGAAGGUGUAUGAUGCUAACUAACGUCCAGAUGCUGAACAAGGAACCUGAGGACAUGAUCACGGGCGAGAGGAAGCCAAAAAUAGACCUUUUCAGAACGUGCGUUGCUGCCAUCCCUCGACUGCUUCCUGACGGGAUGUCAAAACUCGAACUCAUCGACUUGCUGGCCAGGCUCUCCAUCCACAUGGACGACGAGCUGCGCCACAUCGCACAGAAUUCCCUCCAGGGUCUGCUGGUGGACUUCCCAGACUGGCGGGAAGACGUCCUGUUCGGCUUCACCACCUUCCUGCUCCGCGAGGUCAACGACAUGCACCACGGCCUCCUGGACUCCUCACUGAAGCUGCUGCUGCAGCUGCUCACGCAGUGGAAGCUGGCCACGCAGACGCAAGGGAAAGCCUACGAACAGGCCAGCAAACUCAGGAGCUCCGAGCUAAUCCCAAACGGCUCCAGCCACCGAAUGCAGUCGGAACGAGGGCCCCACUGUGGCGUCCUCCACGCCGUGGAAGGCUUCGCCCUGGUUUUGCUCUGCAGUUUCCAAGUAGCUACUCGCAAGCUGUCCGUUUUAAUACUCAAGGAAAUCCGAGCGCUGUUUCUUGCCCUGGGUCAGCCUGAGGACGACGACAGGCCUGUGAUCGAUGUGAUGGACCAGCUGAGUUCUUCCAUUCUCGACAGUUUCAUCCACGUGGCCGUCUCGGACUCAGCCACCCUACCGCUGACCCACAGCGUGGAUCUGCAGUGGCUGGUAGAGUGGAACGCGGUCCUGGUCAACAGCCAUUACGACGUGAAGAGCCCAUCGCACGUCUGGAUAUUCGCUCAGUCUGUCAAAGACCCCUGGGUCCUCUGCCUGUUCAGCUUCCUGCGGCAGGAGAACCUCCCCAAGCACUGCCCCACGGCCCUCAGCUACGCCUGGCCCUACGCCUUCACACGGCUCCAGUCGGUCAUGCCUCUGGUGGACCCCAAUAGCCCAAUUAAUGCCAAGAAAACCAGCACCGCCAGCAGUGGGGACAACUACGUCACCUUGUGGAGAAACUACCUCAUUCUUUGCUUCGGGGUCGCGAAGCCCAGCAUCAUGAGCCCAGGACACUUAAGAGCUUCCACUCCAGAAAUCAUGGCGACCACGCCCGAUGGCGCAGCCAGCUACGAUAACAAGGCCAUAGGCACCCCGUCGGUGGGAGUUCUCUUAAAGCAGUUGGUGCCUUUGAUGAGACUAGAGGGCAUCGAGAUCACAGAGUCCUUAGUUUUAGGAUUUGGAAGAACGAAUUCUCUCGUUUUCAGAGAAUUGGUAGAAGAACUUCAUCCAUUAAUGAAAGAAGCUCUGGAACGGAGACCAGAGAACAAAAAACGCCGAGAACGACGGGACUUGUUAAGACUGCAGCUACUCCGAAUAUUUGAGCUCCUGGCUGACGCUGGCGUAAUAAGUGACAGCACAAACGGAGCCUUAGAACGGGACACUCUGGCCCUCGGAGCUUUGUUCUUAGAAUAUGUGGACCUGACCCGCAUGCUGCUGGAAGCCGAAAACGAUAAAGAAGUUGAAAUUCUCAAAGAUAUCCGGGCACAUUUUAGCGCCAUGGUCGCCAACUUGAUUCAGUGCGUCCCAGUUCACCACCGGAGAUUUCUCUUCCCCCAGCAAAGCCUGAGGCACCAUCUUUUCAUCUUGUUUAGCCAGUGGGCGGGGCCCUUCAGCGUCAUGUUCACGCCCCUGGACCGGUACAGCGACCGGAAUCACCAGAUCACCAGAUACCAGUACUGCGCCUUGAAGGCGAUGUCAGCGGUGCUGUGCUGUGGCCCCGUGUUCGACAACGUGGGUCUUUCCCCAGAUGGCUACCUAUAUAAGUGGCUUGACAACAUCCUCGCCUGUCAGGAUUUACGCGUUCAUCAGCUGGGCUGCGAGGUUGUCGUCUUGCUGCUGGAACUCAAUCCCGACCAAAUAAACCUUUUCAACUGGGCCAUCGACCGGUGCUACACGGGCUCCUACCAGCUCGCAUCCGGCUGCUUCAAAGCCAUAGCAACGGUGUGCGGAAGCAGGAACUAUCCCUUCGACAUCGUGACACUGCUAAACCUCGUCCUCUUCAAGGCCUCCGACACCAACAGAGAGACCUAUGAACUCUCCAUGCAGCUCAUGCAGAUCCUUGAAGCGAAGCUUUUCGUUUACUCGAAGAAAGUAGCCGAACAAAGGCCUGGCAGCAUCCUCUACGGAACCCACGGCCCGUUGCCACCCCUGUACAGCGUGUCGCUAGCCCUCCUGUCGUGCGACCUGGCCAGGAUGUACCCCGAGCUCACGCUCCCGCUCUUCUCAGAGGUCAGCCAGCGGUUCCCCACGACGCACCCCAGCGGGCGGCAGAUCAUGCUCACCUACCUGCUGCCCUGGCUGCACAACAUCGAGCUGGUGGACAGCCGGCUCCUGCUCCCAGGCUCGAGCCCCAGCAGCCCGGAGGAUGACGGCAAGGACCGGGAAGGGGACGUGACCGCUGCUCGGGGGCUGAGAGGGACCGGCUGGGGCUCCCCGGAAGCCACGGCCCUCGUCCUGAAUAACCUCAUGUACAUGACGGCCAAGUACGGGGACGAGGUUCCUGGGCCGGAAAUGGAAAACGCUUGGAACGCGCUGGCCAACAACGAGAAAUGGAGCAACAACCUGAGGGUCACCUUACAGUUCCUCAUCAGCCUGUGCGGGGUUAGCAGUGACACACUCCUCUUGCCCUACAUCAAGAAGGUGACGAUUUACUUAUGCCGGAACAACACCAUCCAAACCAUGGAGGAGCUGCUUUCGGAGCUGCAGCAGACAGAGCCGGUGAACCCCAUAGUCCAGCACUGCGACAACCCGCCCUUCUACCGCCUGGCGGCCAGCAGCAAGGCCUCGGCCGCAGCCUCCGGAACCACCUCUAGCAGCAACACGGUGGUCGCCGGCCAGGACAGUUUCCCAGACGCCGAGGAGGGCAAGCUCCUGAAAGACUCUGAUGACAGGUUCAGCAAUGUCAUCAGAGCCCACACCCGUCUGGAGUCCAGAUACAGCAAUAGCUCUGGAGGGUCGUACGAUGAGGAUAAAAAUGAUUCGGUCUCUCCCUACGCGGGCUGGCUGUUGACCAUCACGGAGACCAAGCAGCCGCACCCCCUGCCAAUGCCUCCCACGGGGGGGUGCUGGGCCCCCCUGGUUGACUACCUCCCAGAAACCGUCACCCCUCGGGGGCCCCUCCACAGGUGCAACAUCGCCGUGAUCUUUAUGACAGAGAUGGUGGUGGACCACAGCGUGACAGAGGACUGGGCCCUGCACCUGCCGCUCUUGCUGCACGCCGUCUUCUUGGGUUUGGACCAUUACCGGCCCGAAGUCUUUGAACACAGCAAAAAAUUGUUGCUUCACCUGCUGAUCGCGCUGUCCUGCAGCAGCAGCUUCCACGCUGUCGCCUCCGUGCUCCUGCAGACGCAGGGGGCGGGCGAGGCAAAGAUGCUCACGGUCCGGCCGGCCUGCCAACCCGAGUACCUCUACACAGGUGGCUUUGACUUCCUGAGGGAGGACCAGUCAUCACCGGUGCCAGACUCGGGGCUCAGCUCCAGUUCCACCUCCUCCAGCAUCAGUCUGGGGGGCAGCAGCGGGAACCUCCCCCAGGUGACGCAAGACGUAGACGACGUGGAUGCGGCGGCUGAAGCAGAUGAGAAGGCCAACAAGCUCAUCGAGUUUCUGACAACCAGGGCGUUUGGUCCGCUUUGGUGCCACGAGGACAUCACACCCAAAAACCAAAACUCGAAGAGUGCCGAACAGCUCACGAACUUUCUGCGUCACGUUGUGUCCGUCUUUAAAGAUUCUAAGUCAGGCUUCCACCUGGAGCAGCACCUGAGCGAGGCUGCGCUGCAGACGGCACUGGCGAGCUCGUCCAGGCACUACGCCUGCCGGUCCUUCCAGAUAUUCCGGGCGCUCAAGCAGCCUCUGUCAGCGCACGCCUUGUCCGACCUUCUCUCGAGACUGGUGGAGGUGAUCGGAGAACAUGGCGACGAGAUUCAGGGCUACGUCACGGAGGCACUCCUGACCCUGGAAGCCGCUGUGGAUAACCUGUCUGACUGCCUGCGAAACGGGGACCUCCUCACCGCACUGUCCCGCUCUUCAUCACCGGAUUUAAGCUCUAGCACUAAGCUGACAGCGAGCAGAAAAAGCACAGGACAACUAAAUGUGAACCCUGGGACCGCCAGUGGCAACACGGCGACUGCAGAACGGAGCCGGCACCAGAGAAGCUUCUCGGUGCCCAAGAAGUUCGGUGUUGCCGACCGGUCUUCAGACCCGCCUCGGAGCGCCACACUGGAUAGAAUCCAGGCGUGCACCCAGCAGGGCCUGUCCUCAAAAACCAGAAGCUCCUCCUCCUUGAAGGACAGCCUCACCGACCCGUCCCACGUAAACCACCCCACCAACCUGCUGGCUACCAUCUUCUGGGUCACGGUGGCCCUGAUGGAAUCCGAUUUUGAGUUUGAAUACCUGAUGGCCUUGAGGCUCUUGAACAGGCUGCUGGCUCACAUGCCGCUCGAUAAAGCCGAGAACCGAGAAAAACUCGAGAAACUCCAGGCGCAGCUCAAGUGGGCGGACUUCGCGGGGUUACAGCAGCUGCUGUUGAAAGGGUUCACCUCGGUCACCACCACGGACCUCACCCUGCAGCUCUUCAGCGUGCUGACGCCGGUGUCCAAAGUGGCCAUGGUGGACCCCUCCCAAGCCAUCGGCUUUCCUCUGAGCGUCCUGUGUCUCCUGCCCCAGCUGAUUCAGCAUUUCGAAAGCCCCAGUCCGUUCUGUAAGGACGUAGCCGAAAGAAUUGCUCAGGUCUGUCUGGAAGAGAAGAACCCCAAACUUGCCAACCUUGCACACGUCAUGACUCUCUAUAAAACGCACAGCUACACGAGGGACUGUGCCACCUGGGUGAGCGUGGUCUGCCGGUACCUUCAUGAAGCAUACGCUGACAUCACCUUGAACAUGGUCACCUACCUGGCGGAGCUGCUGGAGAAGGGGCUCCCGAGCGUGCAGCAGCCGCUGCUGCAGGUCAUCCACAGCCUGCUCAGCUACGCAGACCUGUCCACCGUCCCCGUGAGGCAGUUCAACAUGGGCGUUCUGAAGACCGUCGAGAAGUAUGUGCAAAGUGUCCACUGGAGAGAAGCUCUGAAUAUCCUGAAGCUGGUGGUCUCUCGCUCGGCCAGCCUCGUCUUGCCUGCGUGCCAGCACGGCGACCUCUCGAAGAUAGAAAUCCGUCGCGUGUGGGCCAGCGCGUCAAAGGAGCUGCCCGGGAAAACCCUGGAGUUUCACUUCGACAUUUCAGAGACGCCCAUCAUCGGGAGGCGCUACGAUGAGCUGCAGAGCUCUUCCGGGCCCGACGGGAAGCCCCGGGCCGUGGCCGUCACCCGGAGCACGUCCUCCACCUCGUCUGGCUCCAACUCCAAUGUCCUCGUCCCCGUGAGCUGGAAGAGGCCCCAGUAUUCCCAGAAGAGGACCAAAGAGAAGUUGGUGCACGUCCUUUCUCUGUGUGGCCAAGAAGUGGGUCUGAGCAAAAAUCCAUCAGUGAUCUUUUCGUCGUGUGGGGACUUGGAUCUGCUCGAGCAUCAGACGAGCCUGGUGUCCUCGGAGGACGGCGCCCGGGAUCAGGACAACAUGGAUGACACCAAUAGCGAGCAGCAGUUCAGGGUCUUCCGGGACUUCGACUUCCUGGACGUGGAGCUGGAGGACGGAGAGGGCGAGAGCGUGGACAACUUCAACUGGGGGGUUCGCCGGCGCUCCCUGGACAGCCUGGACAAGUGCGACGUGCAGCUUCUGGAGGAGCGCCAGCUGUCGGGGGGCGCCCCCAGCCUAGCCGCCCGCAGCCGCGAGGACUCCGACGAGUCAUCGGAGGACGAGGACCUGGCGACCAGCCAGCUGCUGGAGCACACCGACCUCAUCAUGACUCUUUCUCCUGCUGAGGAGGCCAACCCCGUGGACGGCGACAUGCCGCCCGCAGACCCCCGCCCCCUCGGCGCCCGGACAGCCAGCUUCGACUCCUCCCUGGCCGACGUCGCCAACCUCCAGAUCUCCGAGGGCUCCAAGGCUGACGCUGUCCAGGAGGGGGACGUCGUCCGGGAAGAGGACUUCUCCAGUUCCACCAACGAGCUGCCCGCAGCCUUCGAGUGCAGCGACAGCCUCAGCCUGGACAUGACGGAGGCCGAGGGCAAAGGCGGCCGGGGCCUGGAGCAGUUCACGCUGGCAAGCUUCGGGGACGGCGACAGGGGCGUCUCCCCACCGCCCUCGCCCUUCUUCUCGGCCAUCCUGGCCGCGUUCCAGCCCGCAGCCUGCGACGACGCCGAGGAGGCCUGGCACAGCCACGUCACGCAGCUCAUGGGCGACUCGGACGGCUCCUGUGCCGUGUACACCUUCCACGUGUUCUCCUCCUUGUUUAAGAACAUCCAGAAAAGGUUCUGCUUCCUCACUUGCGAUGCGGCCAGUUACCUGGGGGACAACCUCCGGGGCAUCGGGGCCAAGUUCGUCAGCUCCUCGCAGAUGCUCACCUCCUGCUCCGAGUGCCCCACGCUCUUCGUGGAUGCUGAGACCCUCCUUUCCUGCGGACUCCUGGACAAGCUCAAGUUCAGUGUUUUAGAACUGCAGGAAUACUUGGACACCUACAACAACAGAAAAGAGGCCACUCUCGCAUGGCUUGCAAAUUGUAAGGCAACUUUUGCUGGAGGAUCGAGGGAUGGAGUAAUUACCUGUCAGCCGGGGGACUCAGAGGAAAAGCAAUUGGAACUGUGUCAGAGAUUGUAUAAGCUACACUUCCAGCUGCUGCUGCUUUUUCAGUCCUACUGUAAACUCAUCGGACAGGUGCACGAAGUCAGUUCCAUGCCAGAGCUGCUGAACAUGUCCAGGGAGCUGAGUGACUUGAAGAGGAAUCUGAAGGAAGCCACGGCGGCCAUCGCGGCCGACGCCCUGUACGUGGAGGGCGCAUGGCCCGAACCGACCUUCGCGUCCACGGAGGCGGCCAUCCAGUCCAUGCUGGAGUGCCUGAAGAGCAACGAGCUGGGCAGGGCGCUGCGGCAGAUCAGGGAGUGCAGAAGUCUGUGGCCCAAUGACAUCUUUGGAAGCAGUUCUGAUGACGAGGUCCAGACACUACUGAACAUUUAUUUCCGCCACCAGACCCUGGGCCAGACGGGCACUUACGCAUUGGUGGGGUCCAACCAGAGCCUGACCGAAAUCUGCACCAGGCUGAUGGAGCUGAACGUGGAGAUCCGGGACAUGGUCCGCAGGGCGCGGAGCUACCGGGUCCUCACUGCCUUCCUCCCAGACUCCAGCGUGUCAGGCACGAGCCUCUGACAGAAGCUCCCCGUCCCCCGCGGGCCCCGAGCUGGGGGUGCUGCCGCGCUGGGGCCACCUCAUUCAGUGUCUUCUCAGCCUUCGGAAGGCUCAGCCAGACUGUCCUCACUCUUGGUACCUGUUGGACUUUUUCUAAAGAAGAUGACGGCACUUCCAAUGCGUAGCGGUCCUGUCGGAACCAAGGCAGCACAAAGCCUCCCGGGCCGGACGCCACCCGUCACGCUGUGUGACACAAACGUGUUAUCAAUUCACGGAGCAGACGCGACUCACUACUGAAGCAGUGACUUCAUUGCAAACCAAAGCCGACAACAUUGAACAAUACCUUCCUUUCUAGAAACAACUUUCGAUUGGCAAAAGUGCAAUGUUUUCUUUACUAAGAAAAUUUUAUAUUAUAAAACUUGUACAUUCUUUCCCUUUAUUUUCCUUCCCCCCCCCCUUUUUUUUUAAUUUGCUGGGCUGAGGAAGGACAGGCAGAAUGAAGCUGGCCAUUGAAAAAGGAAAGACGGUCAAAAGCUGACAGCCUGUACAUGUGGAAGGGGCUGUAAACAGACGAGUCCACGUACACUGUAAUUUGAACGCAAUCACUGCACCUAAGGGAGAUGCUGUGACGCAUCCGCUUCCCGUUGCUAGGCUACUGUCUCUUAGAGCCCCGGGCCUCUCUGCAGGAGUCUGUGAUCAGGACCUUGGCACCAAACUGGUCCAGAUAGAUCCUUUUUAAAGGAUCUUGGCUGCUUUUUACUAGAAGGUUGCUUUUAUGAGCAUAUUUAUACUACAAAAGGAUGAGUGUUAAUUUUAACCAACUUUGCCAUUUUGUAGAAAAAGAGUUAAAUACACCCAUAUUAUAAAUUCCAAGUCUUUUCACCUGUCACGCAUGCAUAUUUUAAUAUCCAUUUGGACAGCCAGAAGUAGAAUCAUAAAGGUAAAAUAUGAGUUGUCACUUUAAGAAAUGUCAUACUUUCUUUGUAAUAUUUAUGGAAAGGGCCAUUCUUAAGUUUUUCCUUAAACUCAAUGCGGUCAAGUGUUAGCCGUGUGUGCAUGUAAACCUGCUGCACAUCAGAACAUACUCAAAGUUGAUCUACGUAACUUAUUCACUCUGUAAAUACAUUUAAAGUUUUCGUGAUGUAAUCUUGGUUGAUGUCCUGUUCAGAACUUCCUUUAGACUA